AUGGCCGACAUCGAUGUCGAGAGUGUGCUGAAGGGCAAGUAUCCCGCCAAAGCUCACGCGGAGCGCGUCGUCGAGUACAUCCGCUCCAAGGUCCCCGGUGCGACUGGUGUCCUCUACGUCGAGGGCCGGGCCGACAAGCUGCUGGAGGACAGCGACGAACCCGUCCCCUUCAGACAACGGCGAGCUUUCAUGUACUUGACGGGCGCUGACCUGGCCGACUGUUCCCUCGUGUACGACGUCGAAACCGCUCAAUCCACCAUCUUCAUCCCGCCAGUCGACCCCGAGUCCGUCGUCUGGUCCGGUCUGCCGCCCUCGCCCGACCAAGUCCUCGCGCAAUACGACGUCGAUGCCGUUCUCCCGUCCACAGAGCUGAACCCUAUGCUGGUGAACCUGGGCAGCCGUAGCCCCAAGUCGACCGUAUUUGCCAUUGCCGAGCGCGUCGCCGAUGCUGUCACCUUCCUCGAAUUCUCCCACAAGGACUUCACCGUCCUGGGCGAGGCCAUCGACGAAUGCCGCGUCAUCAAAGACGACUACGAGAUCGCCCUCAUCAGGAAGGCCAACCAGAUCAGCGGCGCCGCCCAUCGAGCCGUCCUCGAGCAGGUCAAGAAGGCCAAGAACGAAUAUGAGCUCGAGGGCACCUUCAUCGGCGCCUGCAUGAGGCAGGGGGCGAAAAAGCAGGCGUAUCCGAGCAUCGUGGCGAGCGGACGGGCGGCCGCCACGCUACAUUAUGUGGACAACGACAAGCCGCUGGCAGGAAAGGACUUGCUGCUUUUAGACGCGGGUGCCGAGUGGACGUGUUACGCGUCCGAUAUCACAAGAACCUUCCCCAUUUCAGGCAGGUUCACGGAAAAGUCGCGCAGCAUAUACGAGAUCGUUCUACAGAUGCAGAAAGACUGCAUCAAGAUGUUGAAAGGGGGAGUGUCAUGGGAGGAAGUACACUUGAAGGCGCACAAGGUCGCCAUCGAUGGCCUGCUAUCUCUAGGCAUCUUGAAGGGUGACCGGAAAGAGAUUCUCGAAGCCCGAACCAGCACCGCAUUCCUGCCACAUGGCCUAGGUCAUUAUCUAGGGAUGGACACCCACGACGCGGGCGGUCAUCCCAACUAUGCCGACUCGGAUCCAAUGUUUCGGUACCUGCGAGUCAGGAAGAACUUGCCGGCCGGCAGCGUCAUUACCGUUGAGCCUGGUGUCUACUUCUGCGAGUUUAUCAUCAAGCCGUACCUGAAUGAUCCCAAGCACUCCAAAUUUAUUGACGAGAAUGUGCUCAACGGCUACUGGGAUGUGGGUGGUGUCAGAAUCGAGGAUAACCUCUUGAUCACCAAGGACGGCUCCGUCAACUUGACGGAUGCAGUCAAAGACCCCGAUGAGAUGGAGAGGAUCAUUCUUGGCAGUUGA
Molecule: messenger RNA, 1392 nt
Organism: Anthostomella pinea
Lineage: Eukaryota; Fungi; Ascomycota; Sordariomycetes; Xylariales; Xylariaceae
Source: the annotation of a GenBank genome assembly